AUGGCAGAUAUGCUGCAGCAUAUCUAUGCUGCUCGUGUUGCAAGGAGCCGGUUGGUAUCACUGAAAACGCUGCUCAGUUUUCCAAAUGCAUUCCCACUGACUUUCUUGUUCCUUCGAAUUCUGGGCCUGGCUCAUCUUCCAUUGGCUGUGUCAACCCAAGGUGUUCUCUGCCUGCCAGACAGCCUGACCCUUCACCGAGACCCCCAGAGGCCAAACAAGCCUGGAGAGCUGCCCAUGUUCAGCCAGUCAGAGCUAAGGACCAUCGAGCAAUCCCUGCUGGCCACCCGAGUGGGCAGCAUUGCAGAACUGAGUGACCUAGUAUCCAGAGCGAUGCAUCACCUGCAGCCCCUCCAUGCCAAGCAGCAUGGCAACGGCACGCCCAUGCACCACAAACAGGGGGCACUGUACUGGGAGCCUGAGGCACUGUACACGCUCUGCUAUUUCAUGCACUGCCCCCAGAUGGAGUGGGAGAACCCCAACGUGGAGCCGUCCAAAGUCACCCUCCAGAUCGAAAGGCCCUUCCUCGUGCUGCCGCCUCUGAUGGAAUGGAUCCGAGUAGCUGUGGCUCACGCUAGUCACCGACGCAGCUUCUCCAUGGACAGCGACGACGUCCGCCAGGCCGCCAGGCUCCUGCUGCCAGGCGUGGACUGUGAACCCCGACAGCUCAAGGCCGAUGACUGUUUCUGUGCCUCCCGGAAACUGGAUGCUGUGGCCACCGAGGCGAAAUUCAAGCAAGACCUCGGCUUCCGCAUGCUGAACUGCGGGCGCACGGACCUUGUAAAGCAGGCUGCGUCUCUGCUGGGACCCGACGGAAUCAACACGAUGAGUGAGCAGGGCAUGACCCCACUGAUGUACGCCUGUGUCCGAGGGGAUGAAGCCAUGGUACAGAUGUUGCUGGAUGCCGGAGCUGACCUGAAUGUGGAGGUAAUCGGUACUCCUCAUAAAUAUCCAUCCGUCCACCCUGAGACCCGCCACUGGACAGCUCUGACAUUUGCUGUGUUACAUGGACACAUUCCUGUAGUUCAGCUCUUGCUAGAUGCUGGGGCCAAAGUAGAAGGCGCUUUAGAUCAUGGGGAGGAGAACUAUUCGGAAACACCCUUGCAGCUGGCUGCCGCCGUAGGAAAUUUUGAACUGGUUAGUUUGCUGUUGGAGCGAGGAGCCAAUCCAAUGAUAGGAACAAUGUACAGGAAUGGCAUUUCUCCGACCUCACAGGGAGACAUGAACUCUUUCAGCCAGGCUGCAGCCCACGGACACAGGAAUGUGUUCCGCAAACUUCUUGCUCAGCCAGAGAAGGAGAAGAAUGACGUCCUAUCCCUGGAGGAGAUUUUGGCCGAGGGCACUGACUUGGCGGAGACAGCCCCGCCUCCCCUGUGCGCCAGCCGCAACAGCAAGGCCAAACUGAAGGCCCUAAAAGAGGCCAUGUAUCACAGCGCUGAACAUGGCUACGUGGAUGUCACAAUUGACAUAAGGAGCAUAGUGCCUCCCAGGGGCCAGGCCCUCAUGGCUGGAGCGCAGGCACCGGCCUUUGACAGACCUGGAGAAGGCUUGUCUGAGGAUGGAGGCAGCCUAGCCCAGAAUGAAGUGAUCAGUCAACAGCUAUGUGUCAUCUUCACUCACUGUUACGGACCUUAUCCCAUCCCCAAACUGGUGGAGAUAAAGCGUAAGCAGACGUCUCGUCUAGAUCCUCACUUUCUCAACAAUAAAGAGAUGUCUGAUGUUACCUUCCUGGUGGAGGGAAGGCCAUUUUAUGCACACAAAGUACUGUUGUUUACUGCAUCUCCCAGGUUCAAGGCACUCCUGUCCACCAAGCCGACGAACGACAGCACAUGCAUUGAGAUCAAUUAUGUGAAAUAUCCAAUCUUCCAGCUGGUCAUGCAGUAUCUUUACUACGGCGGUCCAGAGUCACUUCUUAUUAAGAACAAUGAAAUAAUGGAGCUCCUGUCUGCCGCCAAGUUUUUCCAGCUCGAAGCUUUGCAGAGGCAUUGUGAGAUCAUCUGUGCGAAAGGGAUCAACACAGACAACUGUGUGGAUAUAUACAACCAUGCCAAGUUCCUUGGCGUCACAGAGCUCUCCACCUACUGCGAAGGCUACUUCCUCAAGAAUAUGAUGGUCCUCAUUGAGAACGAGGCCUUCAAGCAGCUUUUGUACGAGAAAAACGGAGAAGCGUCGGGUCAGGACGUGCUCCAGGACUUGCAGAGGACGUUGGCAAUCAGGAUACAAUCCAUUCACUUAUCCUCUUCCAAAGGCUCUAUUGUAUAAACCCCCGAGACAAGAGGGCACUCCAAUGGGACCUCACAAGCUCUCUGGCUGCGUCAGCUUCCGACAAUACACACAAUUCCAACCGGCAUGUUCUUGUCUGGACCCAGGAGCUGUCUCUGCUGCCCUGGCUCCUCCCGGCUCAGUGACUGUGUACAGCUCACGUGCAUUCCUGACACCAAGGAGAUCCUGCUGAUCACUGAGUAGUGACUGGGUCCUGCUUUGGAAAUCCAGGGAGGGGACCAUGGAGCUGUGACCCCACUUUGAGCAUCCCUUGAAGCACACCCAUUUGUGCUGGGGACCGCUGAUGGAAAGACACCCAACUAGCGAUGGUUGGGCUUCCCAAUGCCAGAUGGAGCACGGUCCAGUACCCACCCCUAAGAGCAUCCCUGUAUGCGCCUCAGAGACUGGUGGUUGCAGGUUUAGAGAGAUUCCAUCAUGCCUGAGAGAUGGUUGGGACUGUUGCAAUCGUGAGGAACAGUCUUGGCAAAUUUUUAGGGGUGGGAACUUUUUAAAAAAUAUGUUCAUAAAAAAAAUGGGGUAGCCUUGUAGUUUAAAAAUAUAUUUCUAAAAAGCUUAAAAGUUCCUUUUCAACAGAAUUGUGUAUAAGGAUCCGAGUUUGGGAUUUUUCCUCUUUUUUUUUUUAAAGGUCAAAGGUACUCCCUGUGUCAGUGCAAAAGACGAGAUUUCCACCGGUGUUGUUUAUCAGCUGGUUUAAUCUUGCCUCGCCAACCACAGUGACACACAAGAGGUACACUGCCAACAAUCACCUCCAGUUCUGCCAUUGAAGAAACAAUCCUGCAUGCUAAUUGUUAUUUGGGGUUCAAACAAAGGAGCACCUUUUCCUCCUGCCCACCAAAGCCUUUGCAUGGGGCUGGACCCGGGCCACACGAUAUCCACGCUACGUAGUUGCCAAGGAUUCCACGGGACGACGUCAUCUCUCGCUCCACCGCCAUUUUGUGAAGCCAGGGCUGACCGUUUCUUUUCCUGGUGGAGCAUCAUAGUGCAAUGGUUUCCAUGGGAUCACAUUGGUAGAAACUGCAUUUUGAGGGAAG
Molecule: messenger RNA, 3311 nt
Organism: Vombatus ursinus (common wombat)
Lineage: Eukaryota; Metazoa; Chordata; Mammalia; Diprotodontia; Vombatidae
Gene: ABTB3
Product: BTB domain containing 11
Exons: 18
Coding region: 1-2259 (752 amino acids)
Molecular function (GO): protein binding
Source: RefSeq, a predicted model, not a curated record